GGCCCGUGCCGCGGCCGCGCCGAGCCCCGCCAUCCCUCGCCUUUCCGCCGCCAGAUUCAGCGAGGAGCCACGGGCGGCGUCUGCAGCGACAACAGCGGGAUCUUCAUGUUGGUGUUGUUUAUGCCAGAACAUAACAAGCAAGGCAAAUUUGCUCCAGUCUUGUGUCAACUUUGUGUAACUAGCAAACACGAUGCAAUUGAGUAUGAAAUUCAGGUGACUUUGGAAAUGAAGAAAAAGUUCUGAGCUCUCUGACUGGAAGCUGAACGUGAUGACGGCCUGGUCUAUGGUAGGGAAACUGAAAAUGGAGAAGAGGCACUCCAGAGAAGAGAGAAAUGUGGAACAAGAUGCUGGGGAAUGCAGCGCUGAAUCUGAGGAAUGGACGAGCUCAGAAAGCGAACCUGAGCAACCGUACUUCCGAAGCAGCUGUAGCAAUAUUCCAUGGAGAGAAAAAGAGGCUUCCACUAAACCACAUCGGCCACUCUGUCGCUCCCCAUGCUUGGAUCGCCCAAGUUUUUCACAGAGCAGUAUCACACAAGACUUGAAACUAGAGGAAUGCAAAACAAAUUUGGACAAGGAAUACCAAGCUAAAAUGGAUUUUGCUUUAAAGCUUGGGUAUGCAGGAGAUCAGAUCCAGGCUGUACUGAAUAAACUGGGAGCAGAUGCGCUCAUCAAUGAUGUUCUGGCAGAACUUGUGAGACUUGGUAACAAAAGUGAAUCAGAGGGACAGAACAGCAGUACCACUAAUACUCUGGUGCCAAGAGGUCCUUGCCCAAAGGAAAUAGCAAGCCCUGAAUUGUCACUUGAAGAUGAAGUUGUGGAUAACAGUGAUAACUUGAGGCCAAUUGUCAUUGAUGGAAGCAAUGUGGCUAUGAGCCAUGGAAAUAAAGAAGGAUUUUCCUGUCGAGGAAUUCAACUAGCUGUUGAUUGGUUUCUGGAGAAAGGACAUAAAGAUAUCACCGUGUUUGUACCUGCAUGGAGAAAAGAACAGUCUAGACCAGAUGCACCAAUUACAGAUCAAGAAAUCUUACGGAAAUUGGAGAAAGAAAAAAUUCUUGUUUUCACCCCAUCUCGAAGAGUUCAGGGGAGAAGAGUAGUUUGCUAUGAUGAUCGAUUCAUAGUAAAGCUUGCUUUUGACUCAGAUGGCAUAAUUGUAUCAAAUGACAACUAUCGAGAUCUUCAAAAUGAAAAACCAGAAUGGAAGAAGUUCAUAGAGGAGCGUCUGUUAAUGUAUUCUUUUGUGAAUGAUAAAUUUAUGCCUCCUGAUGAUCCUCUAGGACGCCAUGGUCCAAGCCUUGAAAAUUUCUUAAGGAAAAGGCCAGUUAUUCCUGAACAUAAAAAACAACCGUGUCCUUAUGGUAAAAAGUGCACCUAUGGGCACAAAUGUAAAUAUUACCACCCAGAACGGGCAAACCAGCCUCAAAGGUCAGUAGCGGAUGAGCUUCGAAUAAGUGCCAAAUUAUCUGCUGUGAAAACAAUGAGUGAGGGAGCCUUGGCUAAGUGUGGCACAGGGCCCUCCAGCUCCAAAGGAGAGAUCAGUUCUGAAGUGAAACGCAUUGCCCCAAAGCGUCAGUCAGAUCCAAGCAUUAGAUCAGUAGCUGUGGAGCCUGAGGAAAAGUUAACAGUAGCCCGGAAGUCCGAGGCCAACUCUGUCCCAUCUCUGGUUUCUGCAUUAAGUGUACCAACGCUCCCUCCACCAAAAAGCCAUGCAGCUGGUGCAUUAAAUACUCGAUCUGCAAGCAGUCCAGUGCCAGGUUCCUCACAGUUCACGCAUCAGAAAUCCUCACUGGAACACAUGUCCAGUGUGCAAUAUCCUCCAAUAUUAGUCACCAACAGCCAUGGCACCUCAGUUAGUUACACUGACCAGUAUCCCAAAUAUGAAUCGUUAGGGGACCAUGGCUAUUAUUCCUUACUCAGUGAUUUCUCCAACUUGAGCAUGAGUAGUAUGCAUAACACAGAUUAUUACGGGGCUGAUAUGGACCAGGGGAUGUAUUCUAGAAACUCAAGCCCCUGUCCUGACAAUUGCUUAAGCCAUACAAGUAAUGAUUCUUAUUCCUCUUACAAUGACUUGUAUCUGGGUGUAGCAGAUGCCAGUCCAGAAGAUAAUGUGAAGAUCCACAGACUGACAUCGCAAAAUCGUCUUCAGCCUUUUCCCCAUGGUUACCAUGAAGCCUUAAAUAGAGUUCAGAGUUUUGGAACUGAAGAGCCUAAACAAUCCCUUCGCAAACAGUCUGUUUCCCACUUAGGCCUGCAUGCCCAGCAUCCAGUUGUUGGAGCACGGUCCAGUUGUCCAGGAGAAUACCCUGUGCCUCAAAAUAUUCAUCCAUCAACUGCACAAUCAAGCCGUGCCUUGGUCAUGACAAGAAUGGACAGUAUUUCUGACUCACGGCUUUAUGAAAGUAAUCCUACAAGGCAGAGGAGACCACCUCUGUGUCGAGAGCAGCAUGCUAGUUGGGAUCCGUUACCGUGUGCAACAGACUCUUAUACUUAUCAUUCAUAUCCACUGAGUAACAACCUCAUGCAGCCAUGUUAUGAACCUGUAAUGGUCAGAAGCAUGCCGGAGAAGAUGGAGCAGCUGUGGAGGAAUCCAUGGAUUGGGAUAUGUGGUGAGCCACGGGAGCCACACGUUAUCCCAGAGCAUCAGUAUCAAACAUACAAGAAUCUUUGCAAUAUUUUCCCGCCAAGCAUCGUCCUUUCUGUGAUGGAAAAGAAUCCCCACAUGACAGAUGCGCAACAGCUGGCAGCUAUGAUUGUUGCCAAAUUAAGAACAGGGCGUUGAAAUAUUAUAACCUCUUUUGUAUAAAUGAGACUGUACAGCACAUAGGAACUGGUAGAAAAAUUAUAUAAAGAAGGAAGUAGGCAAAUCUAUUGUAAAUAUUUUCUAAUAAGGUAGGAUAAACUUCUGUACACAGUAGUUGUUGUAUAUGUAUUGAGGCACUAUUUAAGAGUUGACUGUAUUGUAAAUUUUAAGAUUUUAAAAAUAGAGAUUUUUAAUAGUAUUUUACAGGAAGUGCAUACCUUGCUGCAUGGAUAGUUCAUGAAGAACUACAAUGUCACAUUCAGUGUCUCAAAGCUUUUAAUACAAAAUUAUUAUUAGCAGUUGUAUUGCAUGUAUUAAUGUACACUUUCAAUUUGAUUAUAAAUACCUAAUUGGCCUUUCAAAGCAUGCUGUAUACAAUCCCGGAUGACUUCUAGGGUUUCAGCUUUGCCAUUUGACGCCGCCUAUUGGUACCUCAAAUAUUGAAGAAAAAUAACUUGACAAAAAUUAUUCAAUUUGUAAGACGCUGAAUCUCUUUCAGCUUUUGGAUGUUAAUAUUGUUGGUAUUUCUUAAAUUUCAAAACUGUUCCCCAUGAGUUUAUUACUGUUACUCCAGUCCAACAGAAGCCAAAUGCUUCAUUAAAUUAGGACCAAAACAUUAAGGAAUAUGAAGGCAUGAUAAAACUAAAAUAUGUUUUAACUGUAGCUUCCCUCUUCAGAAUUCAGAAUCAUCUGCUGCUCCAGAUGAUUAGAAAAGAUGAAAGAAAAUUGUUAGUUGUGUAUGAAUUGGAUUACUCAGAUUCCAAUAGCAGGAACUGAAAGUUAAUGCAGAAACUCAUCUGUAUCUACAGCCCUUCUGUGGGCAAGGAUGGCAUUUAACAUGCAAUACGGCCAUAGAAGAUCAACCUGUGAAAGGAGUGGGAGUGGCCAUUCCUUGAAAAGAGAUGCUACAGUUCAGGUUUGUGGCAAAGCUUGCUUGGUUUUGCUCUUCAGAUCCACGCAGAGGUGUGCAUUUGCCUCAUGGCCGUUUCUAAAAUUUCUGUUUAAACAAGUGAGAAGAUUUUGUGUGGCAUUGUUUGCUCAACUGGUAUUUUGCUCAGGGUGGGAACCUUUGUAGCUAAAUGUCUCCAAAAGAGGCGUUUCUUGUUUUUUAAGCUGCACUGACUGAACGCCCUUUUUUGACUCCAUUGUAUAUUUCAACAUUUUGAACCAUUACUAACUCGAUAUGUCUCGAGCUAGAACUUAAUGACUUCUACUGUAGUUUUUUUCAUGAAAGCUGAGAAGGCCUAGUUUAUGGCCUUUUGUUUCUUCAUGAGAAGGUGUGACACUGCCUAAAUGUUUCUUACUGUGAAACACACGGAAUGCGAGGCUGCAGUCAGGGUUGUUUCUGGUGUUUUGAUAACGGCUUGCAUGCUGCUUUCUCACUCUCUGUUUGUCUAAGGAACAAAACAUCAUCAUUUCCACAUCUGCAUUACUGUAUAAGUGAUUGGUUUGAUUCACAAUAUUGUUCAGGCUAUUUAUCAUGGGCAAAACGUAUUCCUGCAGGUCAAAAGCAACAAAGAAAACCAUUAUAGGUGCAAUGACAGUUAAUGUACCGAUAAUAACCACAUCAUUUCACACAUGACAAAUAUUCUUCUGUUGGUACAAGGAACAUAUAUAAUGACCACAUCAUUACACAUUUGAGUUAACUUGAAGGUGAUUUGAGUUUACACUCAGUGUUUAAAAAUAACUAUGUUUUAACUAGUUGUCACAGUUAUUGUCACUGUUAAUAGUAAAUCUCUGGAUACCUAUAGUAACUGGAGGAAACAGAUUGAACUCUUGACCAGUAUCCAAAAACAUUUCUUACUAACCACCAUUUUAGAUUUUUAAUUUGCAAUUAAUUCUUAUUCUCUUCUCUUGCAUGGUAUUAAGCAGCUGAGAGCAAUGCCUCAAAUAACCAGAAAUGACCUUUUGUUUGUUGAUACAAAUUGUAUCUCUUUUUCUUGAUUGUAUAAAAACUGUUUAAAAAACAAAAAAAAAAAAACAAAAACAAAAAAAAACAAAAACAAAAAAAAAAACCAAAAAAACCUAACAACCCAUAAA
This is a messenger RNA of Tympanuchus pallidicinctus (lesser prairie-chicken), 4837 nucleotides long. It is a transcript of the gene ZC3H12B, whose product is annotated as zinc finger CCCH-type containing 12B. The record is from RefSeq and is a predicted model, not a curated record. The coding region runs from base 269 to 2776 and encodes 835 amino acids. Gene Ontology annotation, cellular component: nucleus; cytoplasmic ribonucleoprotein granule. Lineage: Eukaryota; Metazoa; Chordata; Aves; Galliformes; Phasianidae. The transcript is spliced from 6 exons. Gene Ontology annotation, molecular function: metal ion binding; mRNA binding; RNA endonuclease activity.